Molecule: messenger RNA, 675 nt
Organism: Pseudomassariella vexata
Lineage: Eukaryota; Fungi; Ascomycota; Sordariomycetes; Amphisphaeriales; Pseudomassariaceae
Exons: 2
Coding region: 1-675 (224 amino acids)
Source: RefSeq, a predicted model, not a curated record
AUGCGUAAGAGUAUCUCGAUCGAUUGUAUCCUCACAGCGAUUCGACGCCCCAAAGCCGAAGGGCUGAAGAUCACAAUCUACGAACGACAGGAUGGACCUGGUGGUGUCUGGGACUUCACCGCGAAUCCCGAUGACCCCCUGUCAUCGCCCAUGUACGGCAGCUUCGAGGCCAAACUUACCUGCGAGUUGAUGGCACUCUGUGCUUUUCCGUAUGCUGGAGGCUUGUUGUUUCCAGAACGUGAUGACGUUGAGCAGUGUCUUGGAGAUCACAGCGAGGGUCUCGAGGUGGACGCAUUCUGGCCUCCAAACGAUGAGCUCGUUGGCCCCGUUAAGACCCUUCACCGCAAGCAGAGACGAGUCCAGCUCGGCGCCACGGGGGCCGCAGAGGUUGGCCACAUCAUCUUCUGUACCGGGUUUCAGUACACAACACCAUUUCUGUGCGAGGGAAAGCUUGUUGGAACACAUCUCUUUCCCGACGGCUCCCACGUCGAGGAUCUGGACGAGCACAUGUUCUAUACCAAGCGAGCCAGUCUGAUCUCCCUGGGGGUUCCCAGGACCACGCCGGCUUUCAUCGUCUCUACGUCGGCCAACUCGAGGAACGGUGUCUGGAGGCAGAUGUCGCAAAUGCAGAUGUGCCUGCUGGAAAUGAACCCUUCAGGUGGAAUGACAGAAUGA